AUCAUUCGGCGUGGUUCAAAGUAACUGGACAUUCUUUAAUUGUACUCUCAAAAGUGAACCAACGCCCACGGUCUUCUCCUCCGUGAAACCUCAGAAACUAAAGAAAUAAAAAGAGCUUCCUGUGAGUUAAAUUCUGCUAAAUGAAGACGAGUUUUAAGGAAACUAGAGAUGGAUUUACAGAGAUUUACAGGAGAGAGAUGGGCUUGUCUCGGCCCAGAGACGUAACUCGCCGGCUUUCUUCUUCAGAGGGGCUGGUGAAGCAAAUUGAUCUUCAUGGGAAGUUAAAUGGUCAUGAGGGUUGUGUGAAUGCAGUAGAAUUCAACUCUACUGGGGACCUUCUUGUGUCAGGUUCUGAUGACAAACAUGUUAUAUUUUGGACUUGGAAAACUGGAAGCAAAUUGUUCUCAUAUCCUUCUGGACACUUCGAUAACAUAUUUCAGACACGAAUUAUGCCUUUCACUGAUGAUUGUAAAAUAGUAACUUCUUCUGCUGAUGGCCAGGUGAGGCUUGGACAAGUUUCAGAGGACGGCCAAGUUGAUACAAAAAGGUUGGGGAAGCACCAAGGGCGUGUAUACAAGCUUGCUGUGGAGCCAGGAAGUCCCUACAUAUUAUAUAGCUGUGGUGAAGAUGGUUUCAUCCAACAUUUUGAUCUGCGAAGUAAUAGUGGUACAAGGCUUUUCUAUUGCUCCUCAUUCACAGAAAACAGCAAGCAGCCUCCAAAUAGCAUAAGGUUGAAUGCUAUGGUAAUUGACCCGAGAAAUCCUGUUUACUUUGCUGUAGGAGGUUCUGAUGAAUAUGCUCGUGUUUAUGACAUAAGAAAAUGUAAAUGGGAUGCAUCAUGUAGUUCAGAUAUACCUGUGAACACAUUUUGCCCCUCUCGUCUGAUUGGGAGUAAUAAUAUUCAUAUCACUGGAUUGGCUUACUCAAGCACAAGUGAACUGCUUGUCUCCUACAAUGAUGAGCUCAUUUAUAAGUUUGAGAAGAAUAUGGGAUUGGGUUCCUCACCAUUGUCCAUACCUCGUGAAGACUUACAGAAGGUUGAAGAUCCACCUGUUUACACAGGCCAUAGAAAUUCACAGACUGUUAAAGGAGUGAGUUUUUUUGGCCCCAAUGAUGAAUAUGUCUUAAGUGGGUCUGACUGUGGCCAUAUAUUUGUUUGGAAGAAGAAGGGAGGUAAAUUGGUACGGUUAAUGUUAGGUGACCGGAAUAUAGUAAAUCAACUUGAGCCCCAUCCUCAUUUGCCAAUGUUUGCAACUUGUGGAAUAGAAAGAAGUGUAAAGCUCUGGGCUCCCAUGGCGAGUAAUGUUCCUCCAUUGCCUGACAAUGUAGAAAAGAUUAUGGAGUCUAAUAGGCAGGGAAGAGAGGACCAUUCACGGAUAAAUCUUACUCCUGAUGUUAUCAUGCAUGUUUUGAGGCUGCAGAGGCGGCAAACUUUGGCAUACAUUGAAAGGAGAUACAACAGAGCUGAUGUUGAGAGUGAUGAUGAAGAUGAAGGGGAGGCUUAUGUUUUGGGAUUUUCAGAUAGUGAUGCCUCUUCUGAAGGGGGUGGUAACUCAAGAGAGUGCAACAUUAGCUAGUGUUCAUAGUUUAUUAAGUGAACCCAAUUUUGGUUUUGUGUUUACUUGUAUUAAAUUUCCAUGUACUAAAAUAAAGACGGUUUACAUUCUGCCUGGGGUCGCAUCAUGUUAUGGUUUGAUUGCUUGUAUUUAUUUUUCACAUUUGAAAACUGGUUCUAAAAACAUUUUUAUCAAAAGUACACUUUACAAA
This is a messenger RNA of Pistacia vera, 1767 nucleotides long. Its product is annotated as DDB1- and CUL4-associated factor 8-like. Gene Ontology annotation, molecular function: protein binding. The transcript has 5 exons. NCBI's taxonomy places the organism in Eukaryota, Viridiplantae, Streptophyta, Magnoliopsida, Sapindales, Anacardiaceae. The record is from RefSeq and is a predicted model, not a curated record. The coding region runs from base 141 to 1577 and encodes 478 amino acids. Gene Ontology annotation, cellular component: cytoplasm; Cul4-RING E3 ubiquitin ligase complex.